Fonticula alba is the source of this 2328-nucleotide messenger RNA. RefSeq lists its product as hypothetical. The record is from RefSeq and is a predicted model, not a curated record. Gene Ontology annotation, molecular function: chromatin binding. The coding region runs from base 37 to 2301 and encodes 754 amino acids. The transcript is spliced from 6 exons. Gene Ontology annotation, biological process: DNA-templated DNA replication. NCBI's taxonomy places the organism in Eukaryota, Rotosphaerida, Fonticulaceae.
CCCUCCUCCUCUUCCUCCUCUUCGCAAGGAAACAUCAUGCGUCCUACCGCCGGCGCCGCUGCUGGCGUCGAUCUGGCGCAGGUUCAGGCCGCGCCUCUGGCUCUGAUCGACUCGAUCCUCACCUCCCGGUCGCAUCCGUUCCCGGGGCUCGGCCUCCCGGCCCCCGGACCGGGGAGCUUCCGAUCGUCCUUGGCAAAGCUGGACGCCCACCAGGACGCCAUGGUAGAGCGCGUCUUCUCCGACCUCCUCGAUGCGCACCCUGAGCUCCUGGCCUCCCUCCCUUUGGUGAACUUCGAGACCAUCGACACGCUGAAGCACCACACGCUCGUGCGCUUCCGCGGCUUCGUACAGGACACCCUCAACACGGAGUUCAUGCUGCCCUCCAUCAUGGCCACCCAUCCGAGCACCGGCCAGCAGCAAAACGCGCAUCUUCUCUAUCGUGACCGGUUGGAUGAGCUGGUGAUUGCCGAUCACCAGGACAUGUCGGAGGCACUGCCGGUUGAGCGCUUCCCCUUCUUCUGCACCGCGGUCCCGGCCACCUCGGACUGGGUGACUGAACACUUGCAGCGGGAGUACCGUGACACUCGGGCGUCCUCUGGCGGCGCCACUCCCGCCCCCGGGGCCGGGCGCAAACGUCGGAACGAUGACCCGGAUGCUGACAUGGCCGAAAUGGCCGACUCAACUUGUCCCCCUGGCACGGCCGCCGCCGCCGCCGCCGCCGCCGCCGCCGCCGCCGCCGCCGCCACCAGCACCAAGCGCCACCACCAGGCCGCGUCGGCCCCGGCUGCGAUCUCCGAGGCGGGGGACGAUUCCUUCCCGGUGCCGGAGCCAGUUGCUCGGCGCACCAGCCGGCCUGGGGCCGGCGGCGCGUCGGCCACCGGCUCGUCCCUCCCUGGCAGUGUGGUCCACGCGUCGGACGAUGCGGCCGCCUGCCUGGUGAAGACGUACAUCUCCUCGGAGCUGCUUGUCCUGAAUGGCGUGGUGGACUUUGUCGGGGUGGUGUCGCUGGAGCCUGCGGCCACCAACCCCGAGGCCAUGCAAGAUCGUUUGGACUCCAUGGCCACCGAUCGCGCUGCGGGCCUGGCAGACCAGGGUGACUUCUUCGGCGAUCUGUCCGAGGCCGAGGGGACCGCCUAUUCGCCGCUCAUCCCGCGCCUGCAUGUGGUUGCCUUUCGCCCGGUAGUUCGCGGGGCCAUCAAUCCCCUCUUGCCGGCGGCCGGUGUGCCGGACCCGGGGACCCCGGUUCCCGGCUCUUUCCUGGAUGACGACGCCGCUGUCCAGUUGCCCGCCCUGCGGGCGAAGCUACUCCACUCGCUGGCUGAGGCGCUGAGCGCCCCUGGCGCCUUCGAGGCGGCCCGGCACCUGGCAGCCGAGUACGCCCUGCUGGCCAUGCUGGCCAGCCCCUACCUCCGGGGCGGGUGCGAUCAGCUCGCCGAGGCGUUGGCCGCCCGGCAAGCCGGUGGCCUCAUCGACCCGCAGGGACGCCUGUCGCUCAACAUCACCGGGCUCGAUCGUGCGGCGGCCGAGCGCUUCAUCCAGCUGGUGCAGUCGUUGGUUCCUCUGUGCGAAACCCUGCGCCUGGACUUGCAGGGGCUGAACCGUGAGGCGCUUGCUCCGACCAAGAACUUCGACACCAACCGCCUGUCGCGCGGACGCCUGCAGCUCCCGCGCGGGUGCCUCCUCCUGCUGGAUGAGACGCAUCUGGAGGCCGGGCAGCUGGACGCCACGGGCGUGGGCAACUUGCGUCUGCUGCACCAGCUGGCCGCUGGCAGUGUGGUCUCCUACAACUACCACUACAACACCAUCGACAUCCCGACCGACGUCAAUGUCAUCAUCCUUUCCGAGGGCCGGUCCAUCGUGCCGUGCGACUUCGCCGUCUCGGUGGCCGGUGACCCGCGUCGCACCAGCGCCCUGGACACCCCGCCGCUGGGGCCGGCUGCUCUGUCCCCGGCCGACGUCUUGGAUUCCCUGGGCCCGGGUGAUUUGCCGGCCGCCCGGCGCCUCCUGACUACCCUGCGCUUUGCCCCGUACGAGGUGCCGGAGGAUGUGGUCGCCGGGAUUUCCCAGGAAUUUGCCAACGAGCGAGCUCGCCAGCAGCAGGCCGCCGCCGCCGCCGCUGCCGGCGGCGAUGCCGGCCUGGGGGAGGGCGAAGCCGCCAGCCUGGCCAGCCCAGACACCUUGCGCCACCAGCUGACCAUUGCUCGGUACUUGGCCAUGUCCCUCGGUGCCACGCAUCUCAGUGAGGAUAUCUGGCGCCGGACCAAGUCACUGGAAGCCCACCGCCAGGCCGCCAACAAGUGACCUUUGGUGUGUGUGUGUGUGUGUGUG